Molecule: messenger RNA, 2971 nt
Organism: Ctenopharyngodon idella (grass carp)
Lineage: Eukaryota; Metazoa; Chordata; Actinopteri; Cypriniformes; Xenocyprididae
Product: H-2 class I histocompatibility antigen, Q10 alpha chain-like
Exons: 7
Coding region: 161-1342 (393 amino acids)
Biological process (GO): immune response
Cellular component (GO): external side of plasma membrane
Source: RefSeq, a predicted model, not a curated record
GUUUUGCAACACCUGCCCAGGUACGGAUGACGCCAUAGUUCUGUUAUCUUAUUGGUUAAAACUUCAUUCGGCGUUGGGCAGUUUUGGCGUUUAGACGUUGACAAGGAAAGAACGAUCAACGAUGUAAACAUCAGUAAAAAUCCCACAUGGAUUUUCAGUUAUGGCCACCUCUUUGCUCUGCUCUGUGUUCUUCUUCUUUUGUGGGACGUCGGCUUCACUCCAAGCAGAGGGACACUCGCUGUAUUACAUUUACACAGGCUUGUCUAAACCUGUGGAUCUGCCAAGCAUCUAUCAAUUCAGUGCUAUGGGUCUGCUGGAUGACAGACAGAUCGACUAUUACAAUAGUAAAGAAAAGAGAACGAUUCCCAAACAACCCUGGAUGAAAGAGAAACUGCAGGAGGAUUACUGGGAAAAAAGCACUCAGUCGAGAAAGGGUAAAGAACAGUGGUUUAAUGUGAACGUCCAUAUUAUGAUGGACCGCAUGAAACAAAGUGAAUCAGGUCUCCAUGUUUUUCAGUGGAUAACUGGUUGUGAAACUGAGCAGCAGGAAGACGAAAUGAAGUUUUCAAGAGGCAUUUAUGAGUUCAGUUAUGAUGGAGAAAACUUCUUGUCUUUCGAUAUUAAAGAGUCUCAAUGGGUCGCUCCAGUUGAUGCAGCUGUACCAACCAAGACAAAAUGGGACAAUCAAAUAACCCUAAACCAGUAUUUCAAGCGCUACCUGGAGAAAGAGUGUGUGGACGGGCUCAACAAAUACAGAGAAUAUGCAGAUGAGGAGCUCAGAAACAGCUCACCUCCAGAUGUUCAUUUCUUUGCAAGAAAGUCUAUCAAAGAUGAAACCAUGCUGAAACUCAACUGUCUAGCCACUGGCUUCUACCCCAAAGAUGUGAUGAUGACUAUUAGGAAAUAUCGCAUACCUUUGCCUGAAAAUGAGACUGAAUCCACUAUAGUUCGACCAAACCAUGAUGGAUCCUUCCAGAUGAGGAUGAGUGUGGAGAUCAAGAAGGAUGAUGAAGCAGAAUAUGAUUGUUUUUUGUCCCACAGUACCUUUGAAGAACCAAUCAUCAACAAAUGGGAUGGAAAAUGUCCAGAGUGCCUGUCAGAUUCUGUCAGAGCAGGUUUCAUUGGAGGAGUGGGUGGAGGUGUGUUUAUUCUGGCACUUGCUGUUCUAGUGUUUUGCAUCUUAGUGAAGAAAUACAUUAUUGUUUUCAGAUGCACAAAUCCUAACGAUGAUGAGAAUGCUGGAGUUCCACUUCAAGAAGUUCAAUCUGCUGAAACAUCAGACAUCAGUGCAGCAAGCUCAGUGGAGCAUGUCAGCGAAUGUGGUGACUGUUUCUCAUUAUGAAUCUCAUCACACACACAGCAAAAACGUGCAAAGCUUCAUCAGAAUUUAACUUUGUUUGACACACAUGCUGCUUUUCUGCUUGUCAACGUUUGUAAAUGCAUCUUCUCUUUUUUAAUUUUGGUGCAUCCUUAUUUAAGUGCACAGAAACUUGUCGUAUGUGAAAGUGGGUAGUAAUUUUGCUAAGGGUCCAUUGACUUGAAAUGGUGUAUCAUGUAAUGCAAAUACUCAAGCCUAAAUCUGAUAUGCAACAUCUAAUUUACAACAUGAAUUAAGUAACAUAACUGUUUAUGUCUGUGUUUCAGGACUCCCGCUCUAGUAUUACAGAACAAUCAAUACUGCAACAGAUCAAGCCCUGUUAUAGGCACUUUGUCAAUAUACUAAUAUCAGUAUUGGGGAUCCAAGAUGGCGGCUUAAAGAAUAUCACUACAAUUGAAAACAGAACAAUUGCAUUCAGUUGUAUUUUUUCAAAAGAGGAGCCCAGAGGCUAGAUUAGUUGCUUAGUUAGUCAAUUAGUUGUCUAGAUCAAAGAAACACUAAAACCUCAAGUAAAUCAGAGCUGGAGCAUAACCGUCAGGGUGAGGACAAUGCUGCUGUCAGUUCGGAUGCUAACACUAAUGUUUCCAACCCCGUCCUGCUCCAGGUUGAGUGUGACCCAUGUGUGUGUUUAUGUUUGUCAGAUCUGGUAUGAUUUUUCUCCUCUUAAAUUUUAUUUUUUCUGUCUCUGGUCCAUUCUGUUUUGUAUUGGGCUCUCUGUUAUAUAGAUACGUUUUGUAUGUUUAAGCUCCACAUGUCUGUCAGCACUACAUGUUAACUAAUUUUCUUUUGUCAUUCAGGGUCCUGUUUACACUGAAUUGUGUUAUUCCAGAGUAAUGACUGACUGACAGUUUGUACUGUUCCUUGUAUUAUAGUUAAGUGUUCUGGGAUUUUUUCUGGUAGCUAGUGUCUAGUACUCUUAAGAUCUGUUCCUGCAACGUUAAUUUAAAAACAAUACAUUAUGUGAUUGUGAAAGGUCUGAGGUUUGGGGAAGAAAUUGCCAUUAUGAAAGUAUAUUAUUGUAAUAAUGUCACUCAUUCUCAUCAGGCAACAUGGUCUAUUUUAGUUUGUUUUUAAUAAAAUAAGACACCAAUCUAUUUAUCAAACCAAUCUAAGGGCAGAUGAACUCAAAUGCUAAUCAAUGAAAGUGCAAAAAAAGUGAUCACAUGACCCACAGGGGAAAAUUUUGUAAAUCCAUUUGUAAAUAUAUUUGCAUGAUUUUGUAAUGCACUUAUAAGAAUAGUAAUUCACAUACUAUAUCUGCACAUUUUCACAUUUUCAUAAAAGUAUAAUGAGGAUGAGGGGUCUGUGAUGAGGAAUAUGAGUUCAAUAUGUCACGGAGAGAGUGAGGGUGAGAUUGAAGAUGGAGAUGAGGAUGAAGAUGUGAUCAUAUUAUGAUAACAUGAUGAUAUGAAGGUUUAGUAUUACUUGUGUUCCACUAUGGUACAAUGUUGCCUGAGAGCAACAGCUGGAUAUAAAAUGUUACUUUUUAUUUUUUAUGAAAUUUUUAAUACAUUAAAAACUGGAUAAAUUUGUUUGUUCAAAUGUCUAGUUAAAGAAAUUGAUGUUUUCAAUAAAUAUAUUUCUUUUUUUCUA